CUCGGUCCCUCGACCUACUACGUCCUCAACAUGCCCUCGCUCGUGCGCCAAGUCUUCGCGCAAAAAGCUGCCGUGCUCUCGAAGGAGAAGAUCCUGUACUGGUUCAUGCGCGUCGCGUUCGGCGACGGCAACGCCGCGCGCACGGAGCACGCCGCCUUCCACGCGAGCCACAAGGCGCUGAACCUCAUGCUGAAGGACGAUUUCGUGGGCGAAGCGACGGGGAAGACGGCGAGGGCGGUGGGCCUGAAGGCCGGGAGCUUGGUCACGUCGAAAGCGAACGGGGGGCUGGAAGCGUGGGAGAAAGCGGGGGGCGUGACGUUCAACGCAGACGGGAGUGCGGACGCGGAUUUCUAUGGGUUGGCGGUGCAUUAUGUGGGCCAGGUGGUGAUUGAUAUGCUCUAUGGGAAGGCGUUGAUUGGCAACAAUCCGGAGCUGCAGAAGGAUUUGUGGAACUUUGAUGAGGGGGUGCAUCAUCUGGUUUCGUCGCUCGGAGCGUUCACGGCGGCUGGAAGAAGGGCGAAGGCGGCGAGGAAGGCGCUGGUGAAGGCGAUGGAGGGGUGGCAUAAUGCCAUGGCUGCGGUGCAGAGGGGUGAGGAUCCUGGGCCGGAGUAUCAGGAGUUGGAUGAUGUGUCGGAGGUGAUGCGGUUGAGGGUGAAGAAUUGGGUGGAAAACGGCGCGUCGACGAAAUUGCAAACGACGAAUGAUGUUUCGGUCCUUUGGGGCGUGAACGUCAAUUCGAACAAGAACAUCUUCUGGAUGCUGCUCCAGAUCUACGCGCAGAGGGAGUUGCUCGCUGAUAUCCGGGAAGAACUCGUGGCGUAUGUGAAGGUGUCGUCAACUGGCGAAUGUGGAGCGAACGGGUUCCCGAAAUUAGAUAUCGAUGUCGAUGGGCUUUGCAAGAAUUGUCCGUUGAUCAAGGCGUCAUUUUACGAGACGAUGAGGAUGAAUAUGUCAGGGUUGGGGAUCAGACAGGUCAACAAGGACCUCAUAUUGACGGAGUCUGCCGAGGAUGCAGCAAUGUUCGGGAAGAAGAAGCCACAAUCGUACCGCAUCCCCGCUGGAAGUUCGCUCGUUCUCGCCAACGGGACGAUGCAGCAGGAUCCGCGGAUCUUCGAGGAGCCUGACAAGUUCCGACCGGGGAGAUUCAUUGAAGGGAACGGUAAAGAUGAACCUGUCCGCGUCAAUAUGAAGAAUCUGCAUACGUUUGGAGGGGGGUUGUACAAGUGCAAAGGGCGUUAUUUUGCUGAGAAGGAGGUGCUGAUAUUUGCGGCGAGUAUCUUGGUGAUGUGGGAUUUGAGGCCGGCAGAUGGUAGCGAUGCUCUCAAGAUUCCAGAUAUGGGUCUCGCGGGCGCAUCGAGGUCUCCAGUGGCCGACGUCCGGGUGCGGUUGACACGGCGUUACUCGUGA
Molecule: messenger RNA, 1407 nt
Organism: Mytilinidion resinicola
Lineage: Eukaryota; Fungi; Ascomycota; Dothideomycetes; Mytilinidiales; Mytilinidiaceae
Product: cytochrome P450
Exons: 1
Molecular function (GO): iron ion binding; heme binding; monooxygenase activity
Source: RefSeq, a predicted model, not a curated record